Molecule: messenger RNA, 1746 nt
Organism: Trypanosoma cruzi
Lineage: Eukaryota; Euglenozoa; Kinetoplastea; Trypanosomatida; Trypanosomatidae
Exons: 1
Coding region: 1-1746 (581 amino acids)
Molecular function (GO): protein binding
Source: RefSeq, a predicted model, not a curated record
AUGCUCUCACAGAAUGUCGCCAAGACGACGGUGCCGUCGUACUACAUGAUCCGCACCAACCUCCCACAGCGCAAACCGCAGAAUCAGUGGGAGGGUGUUUAUUACUUUGGCGGCAUCACAAAGCGCCAGCGCCAUCUCAUUCUACUCCAGCGCAAACGUGAACGGGAGGCACGCAUGCGGGCUUUCAGUGCCUCCUGUUCAAACUUGCUGCGGUUGUUGGAGGGGGACACGCAGGAACAACAGCAAGCAAAGACGCAGACGAUACAACUUUCCUCCCCACACGGUCCAUUCGAUCUUGCCAUCCGUUUGGCGCAGCAUGGACUCUACCAGCAGGCGAGCCGCAUCGUGGACGAGUUGCACCAGCAGCGUGCACUCCGCAUGAGUCACUACGGCCUUCUUAUUGAUGCGCUUUCAGCUCCUUGUUUGGGGCAGCGCAUUUUGUACGGCAGCGCACAAUGCGACCCCGCUCUAACCUACAAGUUACUUGGAGACGAGAAUGGCGAGGAGCGGGCGCAGGAGGCCCAUCGAUGGUUUGACAUGGCGUUCGCAUUGCUGACGACAGAGUGCAGGAUGAGUGGGAGUGAGCAUCGUUUGCCACAAGCCACGGCGGCCGCCACACAUCUUGUGAAUGCACUGAUGCGUGCACUUCUGACGUGCGGCUACACGCAUGUGAGUGCCGUUCCUGACGCCGUGUACGACCGCAUGGGGUUGAUGGGUAUUUCGCCCACAAUUAGCACGUAUGAGCUUGUGAUGCUUGCUCUGUCGCUGCAGGGAAACAUGAAAGAGGCGGAGAGCGUCUUCUCUUUCCUCCGCAGGCAUCAUAACGAACAUGUGACAAUUGGCAGCUUCAACGCCCUUCUUCUGGGUCACCGUGAGUGCCGGCAGUUUGACCGGUGCGAUGCCAUCUGGCAGGAGCUUGUGGACCGUCGUUGGCCGCGUGCCAGCACGCUCACAGCCGAACUGUACCUCCGAAGCAUCGUUGAUCACUCCUACACCCCAACGAGUGGACCGCUGCAGCGCUUUGGGAACAUAAAUGUGGUUGAGAAGAAGAAGAUACCGCUUGUUUUGGCGCAAAUGGACGAUCUUGGCAUCCCUCGCGCGCACCUUUCGCGGCCACUCAUGGAUGAGGUGGAGGACGCCCUGCGCAAGUUCCACAUUUACAAGUCCAGAUACUACGAAUGGGGCCGUGCGGUGAAGCAGUUUAACUUUAUCGAGUUCCGCCGCCGCAACGGUUGGAUGUACGACUUGCACCUGAUGAAGAACACCACCAAGCAGGUGGGGCCAUUACGCGACUUCAACCAACCAGACGCCACGCAGGCGCCGGUAGCAACGGUGGAGAUACCAGCGUUCUUUAACGAACGUCCUGCAUGGGAGCAGCCACCGCUAGAGGAGACCUUAUACGUCACGGAAUCAAGGGAGCGGUAUGAUGAUGUGCGCUCAGGUGAUAUUUACGAGGAUCGCACUCGUAGUCUGCACGACCGCUCCCCUACGUGGAUGAACGAGGUGCCUGAGACGCGUUAUGACCACCUGUACGGCGUGAACCACCCGGACAUUGCAAAGAUUGGCAUCCGACGACACCUUAACGCAGAGUAUGUGAACCGCAAGGAGGUUGUGGAGCGCGACGCGGCUCUCAUGAAGAAGAACUUGAGCACUGGUCGGCGUCUGCGCCGCAAGGUGGAGUCCUCUCGUACACACCGCAACGCUGGGUCAAUGAGUGGUGCCGCGCCUGCAUCGGCCUCACGGUAG